This is a messenger RNA of Papaver somniferum (opium poppy), 1917 nucleotides long. RefSeq names its product protein trichome birefringence-like 34. Gene Ontology annotation, molecular function: O-acetyltransferase activity. Bases 552 to 1778 code for a protein of 408 amino acids. The record is from RefSeq and is a predicted model, not a curated record. NCBI's taxonomy places the organism in Eukaryota, Viridiplantae, Streptophyta, Magnoliopsida, Ranunculales, Papaveraceae. Gene Ontology annotation, cellular component: Golgi apparatus. The transcript is spliced from 5 exons.
AAAAUACUCAUUGUUGAUGGAGUCAAAGAGGAUACUACUCUUUGCAGCUGUUUUUGUGAACUUUUAAAAACAAUCCAAUAUUCACUGCACAAUGGGUGCUGGCAUAGAGUAAGAGUAUCGCAUUAGGCUCGAUAUAGACUGCUGUAUAACAAGAGCUAGUUCUGAAAAUAAUUGCACCAUGCUAGGCUAGGUACCACGCGUCGCUUACCCACUGUCGCAUGCGUAUUAGCAACUCUUCCACUUGUAGUGUGACAGGUUUUGAAGUAAUUGAAAUUUGGGUAAUUUGGACUUCUUACAUUGAAUCAGAGGGAAUCCUAUGUGAGAAGAGCAAAACAGAAUCCAAACUAACUUGAUCCUUAGAAUUUCAUAUGUUGUCUACGCUAAGAAUGUCAACACUUGAUUAUUAUUCAAAAAUUGUCUGGCAAAGUAUGGCCAACAACCUCCAUCCCUACGGCUACAACUUAAAAGGAACCAGCAACAUAUACAAAAAUUCAGAAACAAACUUGAGUAGUAGAAGAAAUUGAUUCAUCAAAGAAACUAGCUAGUAUAGUAUGGCCAAGGUAUACCACCUGGUCUUGGGAAUUCAAGGACUAAUAACGAUUCUAGUUGCCACAUUCAUUGUUCUUACAGUUUAUAUGACAGGCAAAAGUGCAUGGCUCGUUUUUGAAGAUAUUCUUACAACGUCCACGACUACACUAAAGGGUUAUAGCGAAUCUGUAUCGUUAACGUCAAGUUGUGAUCUGUUUUCAGGUAAGUGGGUGUACGAUAACUUGACAUAUCCUUUGUAUUCUGAGAAACAGUGCUCAUUCAUGUCUGAUCAGCUGGCAUGUGAGAAGUUUGGAAGAAAGGAUCUAAGCUAUCAGAAUUGGAGAUGGCAGCCUGACCAGUGCGACCUACCAAGGUUCAAUGCCACAGCAUUACUGGAGAGAUUGAGAGGGAAAAGGAUGGUUUAUGUUGGAGAUUCACUUAACAGAAAUCAGUGGGUUUCCAUGGUUUGUCUGGUGGAGUCUGUAAUCCCAUCAGCACUCAAGUCUAUUAACACCAAUGGCUCUCUCAUCACCUUUAAAGCCAUUGAAUAUAAUGCAACCAUUGAGUUUUAUUGGGCACCAUUGUUGGUUGAAUCGAAUUCGGACGAUCCCGUGAAUCAUCGAUUACCAGACAGAAUAGUGAGAGCUCAAGCAAUCGAGAAACAUGCAAUUCAUUGGACGGAUGCCGACAUACUUGUCUUCAAUUCUUAUCUUUGGUGGAGAAGACCCAAAAUGAAAAUCUUAUGGGGUUCUUUUGAACAUCCGGAUGAAGGAAUGUACAAAGAGAUGGAAAUGCUGCGCAGCUAUGAAAUGGCUCUGAAAACAUGGUCUGAUUGGCUUGAAAUUCAUGUCAACCACACCAAGACCGAGCUGUUUUUUAUCAGCAUGUCACCUACACACUUCUGGGCAGAUGAAUGGAGCACGGCCAAAGAAGGCAAUUGUUACAAUGAAACCGAGCCAAUUUCGCAAAAACAUUACAGAGGUAGAGGAUCAGACCCCAAAAUGAUGAACGUGGUCGAGAAAAUGCUUGACGAGUUGAAAACUAGAGGUGUUAACGUAAAAAUACUCAACAUAACACAACUGUCAGAAUACAGAAAAGAAGGUCAUCCCUCUAUGUAUAGAAAACAAUGGGAUCCUUUAACUCCAGAACAAAUAUCAAACCCUGCAAGUUAUUCUGAUUGUAUUCAUUGGUGCCUCCCCGGAGUUCCGGAUACUUGGAACGAGCUCCUUUAUGCUUACAUUUUUUCCUAAUGAAGAGUUUUGUGAAAAAUGUUUAAAAUCUAAGACUAAUUCCUAGUGACAAAUUGAAAUAGUCUGCAACAUUAAUUUUGGGUAUCCUUGUUCUUAUGUCAAUUUUAAAUACAUUUGUCAAACAAUGAUUUUGCACGUA